AUGUGGGGCUGCCUGGUGGCCCUCGUGGGUCCGUUCUUCCUGGUGCGCUGGUACCGUGAGAGACAGGUGGUGAGCCAGUUGCAGGACAAGUAUGUCUUCAUCACGGGCUGUGACUCGGGCUUUGGGAACCUGCUGGCCAGGCAGCUGGACAUGAGGGGCCUGAGGGUGCUGGCCGCGUGUCUGACAGAGAAGGGGGCUGAAGAGCUGAGGCGGCAGACAUCGGACAGGGUGGAGACGGUGAUCCUGGAUGUCACACAGACGGAGAGCAUCACUGCGGCUGCCCAGUGGGUGAAGGAGCACGUGGGGGACAGAGGGCUCUGGGGACUAGUGAACAAUGCUGGCAUCCUUGGGUACUUGGUUCCCAAUGAGUGGCUGACCAAACAGGACUUUGUGGAUGUGCUCAACGUGAACCUGCUGGGGAUGAUCGAGGUGACUCUGAGCCUGCUGCCCUUGGUGAGGAAGGCCCGGGGCCGCGUGGUCAAUGUCUCCAGUGUCGUGGGACGUGUGGCAAUGUUUGGUGGUGGCUACAGCAUCUCCAAGUACGGUGUGCAGGCCUUCUCAGACUCACUCAGGAAGGAGCUUUCCCCCUUUGGAGUGAAGGUGGCCAUCAUUGAGCCUGGUUACUUCCAGACCAACCUAAUGAACUUUGCAAGAUACCCAGGAUCUGCACAAGCCUCUUGGGACCAGGCCAGCCCCGAGGUCAAGGAGAUCUACGACCAGCACUAUGUUGCAGCCUACAUUAAAGGCCCUUCAAUCCUUAAGUCCCUGGUUACACAGGACUUGUCCUUGGUGACUGACUGCAUGGAACACGCUCUGACUUCAAGCCACCCCCGCACCCGAUACUCCACUGGCUGGGACGCCAAGUUCUUCUACAUCCCUCUGAGCUACAUGCCCACCUGCCUGAUUGACGCCAUAUUCUGUUGGAUUUUUCCAAAGCCAUCCAAAGCCCUGUGAGGACCCUACUUGAUGGUGCAGAGCUGGGCAUGCUGAGAGCUAGAGUUGGGGGCAGAAGCUUGGGAAAGAAGAUGCAGUGCUUAGCUGUCCCCAGCCCUGCCUGCUGCUCCAGCCUUUCCGCAGCUCUCACCUGGUGCCAUGCAGUCUGGAAACAGCCCUGAGGGCUCACAACUUCAUGGCUCUCAAGAUGUAUCUGCACAGUGUGGGGGAGUGGCAGGUGCACAGAGCCUGCACCUGCUCUGCCUCCCUGGGUAGACAUGGCCUGUGCAGUCUGCACCUCUCAUAUUGAGGCAUGCCCCUGGGC
Molecule: messenger RNA, 1258 nt
Organism: Ochotona princeps (American pika)
Lineage: Eukaryota; Metazoa; Chordata; Mammalia; Lagomorpha; Ochotonidae
Product: retinol dehydrogenase 7-like
Exons: 4
Coding region: 1-954 (317 amino acids)
Molecular function (GO): oxidoreductase activity
Source: RefSeq, a predicted model, not a curated record